This is a messenger RNA of Paramecium tetraurelia, 1587 nucleotides long. RefSeq lists its product as uncharacterized. NCBI's taxonomy places the organism in Eukaryota, Ciliophora, Oligohymenophorea, Peniculida, Parameciidae. Gene Ontology annotation, cellular component: membrane; intracellular membrane-bounded organelle; cytosol. Gene Ontology annotation, molecular function: sterol binding. The transcript is spliced from 4 exons. The record is from RefSeq and is a predicted model, not a curated record.
AUGUUUUGCUGCUCAUCAUCUAAAAAGAAAGAUGAAAACAAAAAACCAGUAGAGAUAUCGGAACAGUUGGCACCUGAGAAUCAGUAAGUAGACAGAUCCUGUAGAACCAAUCAAUAGCAAGAAGUAGAGUUAGAAAUAGAAGAAAGACCCAAGAAGAAUUCAGUCGGAUAUUAAGUGCAGGACGAAAACGUCUCAGCCUCCAUAUGUCCCUCAUUCGUCGUUGGCAAAACUCCCUUUACUCUUUUUGUUAUGAGUCUUCUUGAAAAAUAGUAAAAUAUGAAAAAAGAGUCGUAAUAGCAGGAGGAAAUUAAAAUCGACUUUUAGGAAGAUUUGAGUGUGAUCGUCAGUUAUCCUCAAAUUCAAGCUGAAGUAAAAAAUAACCAAAACGACAAAUCAUAACUUGAAGAAAUCCCUGAUCAACCUGAAGUAAUAUAGGAGGAGGAUGAAGAAGACGAAGAGCGAGAAAUAUCAGAGGAGGAGGCCAAGAAUGCAGCCAUCUAUAAAUGGGCCAGGGAAAUACACGAUUAUAACACAGACAAUACUGAAGAAUUAAUUUUGAAGGCUGUCUCUAAUUUUAAACCACUUUAAUCGAAGGAAGAAUCCAGAUCAACCUUAGCACACAAAGACGGAGGUAAAGUGUGCAAAAACAAAAAAUUAAUAAGAACUCUGAGAGCAAUAGGCAAAGAAUUGAUCAAAUAAAUUGGUAAACAGAUUUUGUCUGGUAAUUUAAAUUUAACAACCGUGUCAUUCCCUAUCAAGGCCAUGAUUCCCAAGUCAGCCCUUGAAAAGGUCUUGAUGUCUAGUUGUCUCUUCCCCCUUUACAUUAACAGAGCAGUCCUCGAGAAAGAUCCCAUCGAAAGAAUGAAGCUAAUUAUUUGUGCCACCUUAGGUAAUUUCUAUUUGAAUUGCUCCUUUCUCAAACCCUUAAAUCCCAUCUUGGGCGAAACCAUUUCCGGGUUCUAUCAAGAUGGCACCACUGCCUAUGUAGAAUAGAUCUCACACCACCCUCCAGUUAGUUAUUUUCUAACUAUUGGUCCCAAAAAUAGUUAUAAAUUUUAUGGUUAUUAUAAUUACGAAGCCAAAGCAGGAGUCAACUCCCUCUCCUUGAAAAACAAGGGGAAACGCUUUUUGCAAUUUGCUGAUGGAGAAUUAAUUGAAUACAAUUUUGCAGGAGAAGAAUACAGUGGAAGUUUCUGGGGACCCAUGAAAGUCGAAUGCAAAGGCAAGAUUACCUUCUUGGAUAAAAAGAAUGAUAUUUCAGCUUAGGUUGAAUUGGAUAGUGUCAGAUGGAAGGCAUCUGAUUACCUGUCUGGAGAAAUCAAAAAAAGGGGGAAGAAGGUCUGCAAGGUCUAUGGAACCUACAUGGGAUAUAUUGAAUUCGGAGAAGUCAGAUAUUGGGAUGUCAAUUACAUACGUCCAUAUGAAUGCAAAGUGUUUAAACCUAAUCCAUUUCUCUUAAGCGAUGCAUCAUUCAGGCCUGACUUAAGAUAACUUAAACGCAACAAAGUAUAGGAAGCAUAAAAGGAGAAGGACGAUCUAGAAAUGCAAUAAAGAUAAGAUGCUAAACUCAGAAAACCUAAAAAAUGA